Mesocestoides corti is the source of this 2121-nucleotide messenger RNA. The record is from the annotation of a GenBank genome assembly. Lineage: Eukaryota; Metazoa; Platyhelminthes; Cestoda; Cyclophyllidea; Mesocestoididae.
AUGGCUUCUGAGGAAAAGAAUUCAGUGGCUGCUCUGCGUGCAGCUGUUAAUAAAUCUGAGGCGGACGUCUGUAGACUCGAAACGAUUCUUAAUGUUAAGCACCAGCCUGUAGAACGACAUUUGCCACUUGUUGAACGUGAGCGACAGCUUUCGGAAAUGAGCAUGCUCCUCUCUACCACACUAUCAAAUCGCAUUGACUGUUUUAAUGCCUUGAUUGAAGAACAACAACGCCUCGGAAAGCAAUUAGGCGAAUCUGUAAGGGGAUACACCUACGAAACUGCCCCCUCUCUCAGUCUGUUACAGGCGCGGAAUUCUAUCAAGUCGAGUGGUCAACACGCAUAUGUCGGAGAUGUAAGAACUUCGUCAUCUUCCAUUCCACUUAAUCGCGUAUUACCUAAUCCACCUGACUCGGACUGCGGUGAUAAGAACUUUUCUGCCCAUAAAGAUGGGACGGCUAAGUCUGGCGAGUCACUCGUCACAAAAAACUCGGACAAUCAAACCGUGGCCGAACGCGUCGCGGCUUUUAGGAAUGCCUAUCUUCAUAGCGACGCGGAACAUGAAAAUUCGGUGAAGGCAAUAUUCAUUUCCCGCCUAUCUGAACUCCAUAAGCUGUUCGAUGAGUGCUUGGUUGAUUACAAGAUCCGAGAGCGUUAUCCUAAGCAGCCUGCGGAUAUUUCUCUUAGCAGUGAUUACCUCGAUCAUAUCGAAGAACAAAUUGCAAAGUGGCAGGACUAUCGCACCCUUCAUACUGAUGUGAUGGCUGCUUUCUUUUCCUGGCGUGCGUCUUUCGCCCGACUACUGCAUAUUGAAAGUCAAAUCAACGACCCUAAGAUGCGCCUGAGGCGAAGUUCACUGUUUCUAAGACUGGAGAAGGAAGCUGCGUCUGUUAAGGAGCGUAUUCUUCCCAACCUCGAAAAGCAGUUAUUCGUGGCAGCCGAUAAGGACGAGGGCUUUCUUGUUUUUGGUGUCCCUGUCCAACAGUACGUGGAAGAGGCCAGAAGGGAGGCUGAUCAGGCCGAGCCCGGGAGGCCAGGAUUGAAUCCCGAGAAACAGGCUCACUCACCGCCAUCACGACGUAGAAUGGCACUAGUCUUGAACUCUUUACAGCCAGCCGGUGUCAUGUUGCUUGUACCACGGAUGCUUUUGCGCUUACGUGACAGAACUCUGUUAGAUGUGUCUGAAUUUGCUACUUGUGGCGGGACUGGCCCAACAACAGGAAAUAAGCUCAUCCCCAAGGACACGUCAGCGGCACGUUCACCACCUCGUGCUGGACCGCCCCCGGCCAAGAAACCUCGACCUUCACUGCGGGCAACGUCGAGAGUACCCACGCAGUCGCCUUCUCCACAUAGACCGGGUCUUGCAAAGGUCGCGCCCAUCCCAAAAGGUCGGCCAUUGACCCAGGUCGCGUCGCGUCCCCCCGCGCCUGGCCUAUCCACACCCAGCAGCUCCAGGCCAGUUCGGACUAAAGGUAUCUCCGACAGGAACCAAUCAGCGUCCAAGAUCGCGUGUCCGCCGACCCCCAACAACAACGCCAAACUCGCAACGCCCAUUGGUCGACCGCCCACUGCCCGUAAACCUAGACUAAACAACACACCGGCCACCGCCACUUUCCCAGCAACCACUCCCUCCAACUAUAAAACCGUAGCAUCUGGCAACCCAAGCCAGUUGCGCACUCCCGUUAUCGUGAACAGACUGAGGACGCCAGCAAUGUCGGCCUCAUCCAGCCACCUGAGUCGACUGGCACCCAACCUGACCAAACUGCUCGAGGCCUCGCCCUCAUCCUUGCCAAUUACCCGUCUUUUUGGGUACAACUGUAACCGCAAGCCCAGUUCCUUGAAGCCCGUACCCACCCCUGAAGCGAAACACGAUCGAGUGUCCAUUUCUUCGAUCAAACGCAAAAUCGCCACCGCCUCCGCCUCAAUUGAUCGUCAUCAAAACACUCCACUAAUGAAGGGAGGAAUGCCCCCGGCCCGACAAUCAAAACUCCCGCGCAUGACUCCAGCAACAAAUCGCCCUCCUCCAAGUCGUCAGUAUACUCGACUAAACUCCAUCGCCGCGCAAUCAUCACAGUUGAACAACAAGCCGAUAGGCGCAGAAUUCAGUUUUUUUAGAUUUAACUAA